AUGGCGUCGCGGCCUCUAUCCCGUGUGCUUUACAGGACGGUGUCUGGGCCCUUGUCGGCCCCAAGAAGGCAAGGCUAUCGGCUAUCUACAAGAUGGCUUUCGAGCGCAAGUAGGCCGCCGAUGGUCAUGCUGUCACAUCACCGGCCAACCUUGCGACGGCAUCACCAGCCUGUCACCCAAGGCCGUGUCGGCGUUCCUUCGGAUAGGCGAACUAUAUUCAUUGAGACUGAUACCACCCCUAAUGCUGAUGCUCUCAAGUUCAGACCGAACCACCCGGUCCUCCCUGAAGGAUUCCCGGUUUCCUUCCUCGAAUACCUAAAUCCCCGAUCUACCCUACAACCGCCAUAUCCGUCUCCUCUGGCAGCGAAGCUUCUCAACGUUGAUGGUGCCGUCUCGGUAUUUUUCGGCUCGGACUUUAUCACAGUAACUAAGGACAGUGAUGCGAACUGGGCUCAUAUUAAACCGGAGAUUUUCAGCCUGAUUACUGAAGCAAUUACAAGAGGUGAGGCACUGGUAAAUGUUGUUGAUGUUAGACCAGGUAAGGAGGGCGCCGAGGAAGUGGGAGAAGAAGCCGUACGGUAUAACGAAGAAGACGAAGAAAUUGUUGGGAUGAUCCAGGAAUUGCUCGAGACAAGAAUCAGACCGGCUAUUCAAGAAGAUGGUGGAGAUAUUGAAUUCCGUGGAUUUGAAAAUGGGAAUGUCCUACUAAAGCUUCGUGGAGCUUGCAGAACUUGUGAUUCAAGUACAGUGACAUUGAAGAACGGCAUCGAGUCCAUGCUCAUGCAUUACAUUGAAGAAGUGAAGUCCGUCACACAAGUACUCGAUCCGGAGGAAGAAAUUGCCGCACAAGAGUUUGCACAGUUUGAAGAGAAGUUGAAGCAACAAAAGGGCCCGGCGCCGCAAUAA
Messenger RNA from Nannizzia gypsea CBS 118893, 906 nucleotides. RefSeq lists its product as hypothetical. Gene Ontology annotation, molecular function: iron ion binding; iron-sulfur cluster binding. Gene Ontology annotation, cellular component: mitochondrion. The transcript is spliced from 3 exons. Gene Ontology annotation, biological process: iron-sulfur cluster assembly. Bases 1 to 906 code for a protein of 301 amino acids. The record is from RefSeq and is a predicted model, not a curated record. Lineage: Eukaryota; Fungi; Ascomycota; Eurotiomycetes; Onygenales; Arthrodermataceae.